Molecule: messenger RNA, 3401 nt
Organism: Nymphaea colorata (pocket water lily)
Lineage: Eukaryota; Viridiplantae; Streptophyta; Magnoliopsida; Nymphaeales; Nymphaeaceae
Product: phosphoenolpyruvate carboxylase 2
Exons: 11
Coding region: 294-3185 (963 amino acids)
Biological process (GO): tricarboxylic acid cycle; leaf development; carbon fixation
Cellular component (GO): cytosol; apoplast; chloroplast
Molecular function (GO): phosphoenolpyruvate carboxylase activity
Source: RefSeq, a predicted model, not a curated record
AGAAAAAGACAUUCAAAGAAACUCUUAUAUAUGGGCAACCCUAAGAUCAUGUAGGCACUGCCUGUAAGGAGUACAAGAAUUCAUAGUCCACGUUUUUGCUCUUCAAUGUGGGGAGAAAUCUUUAUCGGAGUUUAGAUUUUAGAGGUUUGCGAGACUAAUCUUCUAACUUUGCGCUUCCUUUUGGAGGUUUUGCGAGGCUUUACCGAUUUCCUUUAUCGAUCUUCCUUCAAUUUGACGACCAUCGAGUGCAUUUGAACUUGUGACCGUCUUCUUCUUCUUUCCGCUGGGUAGCCAUGUCGAAACUGGAGAAGCAUGUUUCCAUUGAUGCGCAGUUGAGGCUCGUGGUGCCCGGGAAAAUCUCCGAUGAUGAUAAGUUGGUGGAAUAUGAUGCAAUUCUUCUGGAUCGGUUCCUUGACAUUCUUCAAGCAUUGCAUGGUGACGACAUCCGUGAGACGGUGCAAGAUUGCUAUGAGUUUUCAGCAGAGUACGAGGGGCAGCAUGAUCCUCAGAAGCUUGAGGAGCUUGGCAAUAUGCUGACGAGUUUGGAUCCAGGAGAUUCUAUUGUUGUAGCUAAGUCCUUUUCUCACAUGCUUAACUUGGCAAACCUAGCCGAAGAGGUGCAGAUCGCAUACAGAAGGAGAAUCAAGCUUAAAAAGGGUGAUUUUGUGGAUGAGAAUUCAGCUGCCACUGAAUCAGAUAUUGAGGAGACCAUUAAGAGGCUGGUGGUGCAAUUAAAGAAAUCUCCUGAAGAAGUUUUUGAUGCCCUUAAGAAUCAGACUGUUGAUUUGGUCCUCACUGCACAUCCAACUCAGUCGGUUCGCCGAUCAUUGCUCAAGAAGCAUGGAAGGAUUCGCAAUUGUCUUAUUCAAUUGAAUGCAAAGGACAUUACCCCUGAUGACAAGCAGGAGCUGGAUGAGGCUCUCCAGAGAGAGAUUCAAGCAGCAUUUCGAACUGAUGAAAUCCGGCGAACUCCACCAACACCUCAAGAUGAGAUGCGAGCUGGGAUGAGUUAUUUCCAUGAGACAAUUUGGAAGGGUGUCCCCAAGUUCUUACGUCGAGUUGAUACAGCUUUGAAAAACAUAGGGAUAAAUGAGCGAGUGCCUUAUAAUGCUCCUCUUAUUCAAUUUUCUUCUUGGAUGGGGGGUGAUCGUGAUGGAAAUCCUCGAGUGACUCCUGAAGUGACGAGGGACGUGUGCUUGUUGGCUAGAAUGAUGGCUGCUAACUUAUACUACUCUCAAAUAGAAGAUCUAAUGUUUGAGUUAUCUAUGUGGCGCUGCAGUGAUGAGCUACGGCUUCGAGCAAAUGAACUACAUAGCUCUUCACGAAAAGAUGCAAAACAUUAUAUAGAAUUUUGGAAAAAAAUUCCUCCAAAUGAGCCUUAUCGAGUUAUACUUGGGGAGGUUAGAGAUAAGUUGUACAAUACCAGGGAGCGUUCUCGCCACUUGCUAGCCCAUGGACUUUCUGAUAUUCCUGAGGAAGCAACUUUUACGAACGUUGAGCAGUUUCUCGAACCUCUUGAGCUAUGUUAUAGAUCACUCUGUGCGUGUGGUGACCAGCCAAUUGCCGAUGGCAGCCUUCUGGAUUUCUUGCGACAGGUUUCAACAUUUGGUCUCUCACUCGUACGUCUAGAUAUCAGACAGGAGUCUGACAGGCAUACUGAUGUUAUGGAUGCAAUUACUAAGCACUUAGGAAUAGGUUCAUACCGUGAUUGGCCAGAGGAACAGCGUCAAGGAUGGCUGCUGUCGGAACUCCGUGGAAAGCGACCAUUGUUUGGUCCAGACCUUCCAAAAACUGAAGAAAUUGCUGAUGUGCUCGAAACACUUCAUGUGAUUGCCGAACUACCCUCUGAUAAUUUUGGAGCAUACAUUAUCUCAAUGGCCACAGCUCCAUCAGAUGUUCUUGCUGUUGAGCUUUUGCAACGUGAAUGCCAUGUGAAAAAACCACUGAGAGUGGUUCCAUUGUUUGAGAAACUUGCUGAUCUUGAAGCUGCACCUGCUGCUGUAGCUCGGCUCUUUUCAAUUGACUGGUACAGGAACAGGAUAAAUGGGAAGCAAGAGGUUAUGAUUGGAUAUUCAGACUCUGGCAAGGAUGCUGGAAGACUAUCAGCUGCCUGGCAGCUAUACAAAGCUCAGGAGGAGCUUGUAAAAGUUGCCAAGCAAUAUGGUGUCAAGUUGACAAUGUUCCAUGGUAGAGGAGGAACAGUUGGAAGAGGUGGUGGACCUACUCAUCUUGCCAUCCUGUCUCAGCCACCUGAUACUAUUCAUGGAUCUCUUCGCGUCACUGUCCAAGGUGAAGUUAUAGAGCAGUCAUUUGGAGAGGAGCAUUUAUGUUUCCGUACACUCCAGCGUUUCACUGCUGCUACCCUUGAGCAUGGGAUGCAUCCUCCAGUUCCACCUAGGCCAGAGUGGCGUGCUUUGAUGGAUGAAAUGGCUGUGGUGGCAACUAAGGAGUAUCGAUCUGUUGUAUUUCAAGAACCACGUUUUGUGGAAUAUUUCCGUCUUGCAACUCCAGAGCUGGAAUAUGGACGAAUGAACAUUGGAAGCCGACCAUCCAAGCGUAAACCUAGUGGGGGAAUAGAAUCACUUCGUGCAAUCCCAUGGAUUUUUGCUUGGACACAGACUAGAUUUCAUCUUCCUGUUUGGUUAGGCUUUGGAGCAGCAUUCAAACAUAUUCUUGACAAGGACAUCCGGAAUCUUAGCAUGCUACAAGCCAUGUACAAUGAAUGGCCGUUUUUCAGGGUUACACUUGAUUUAGUGGAAAUGGUAUUUGCAAAGGGCGAUCCUGGCAUUGCUGCGCUAUAUGACAAGUUGCUGGUAUCUGAAGACCUUUGGGCAUUUGGGGAGCGUCUGCGUGCAAACUAUGAGGAAACCAAAAGCCUCCUUCUUCAGGUUGCUGGCCACAAGGAUCUUCUUGAAGGAGAUCCCUACCUGAGACAGAGGCUGAAAUUGCGAGAUUCAUACAUCACAACACUCAAUGUGUGCCAAGCAUGCACUCUGAAACGUAUCCGUGAUCCCAAUUUCCAUGUGAAGGUGAGGCCUCAUAUAUCAAAGGAGAUCAUGGAGUCAAACAAAGCAGCUGCAGAGUUGGUUAACCUGAACCCGGCAAGUGAGUAUGCUCCAGGCCUGGAGGACACCCUUAUAUUGACCAUGAAGGGAAUAGCUGCUGGAAUGCAAAACACUGGUUAAGGUGGACUGUGGCCUCUUGUUUGGCUUAAGCUCUGUUAAGAGAACUUUUUAUUUACUCCCCUUAGGAUCUGUGUAAUCUGGGGAUAUAUAGUUUCUUGAGCGGUCUGUUUGUGUUGAGGAGGGGUUUUGCUGCUAAACACUCCUCUUGCCUAAAGUUGCUUGUAAGACUUCUUUUUUGUUCCUACAAGUAUUUAUUAGUAAUCCGUUAAUUAUCUA